AUGGACUCUUCUCCGAGAAGCAGCAGGGUCGAGGAGCCCACGCUCCCAACAAUCUCGGGAGUCAAGCGCCCGGCAUCUUUACUUCCCGCCUUCGAGCCGCUCUCCUCCUCUCCAGGCCUUCCUAGGCCAGUGAAGAGGCAGGCAACCGGCAAUGGAGCGUACAUGUACCCGACACCGGUGCCGACUUCAAGCACCGGCAUCCUCUCAUCCUCACCACCACGUGUCGCCGGACGUCCCACGCAACGGAGCGUCUCCGCAGCCACGGAAAGGGCCCCCUUAUCCGCAGUCCCGACCGUCGAGCUCAACGAAAACGGCGAGAUGCUACUGAUGGGCCGAUCUAGCAACUCAUCCCACUACCAGCUGUCCGCCAACCGCCUCAUCAGCCGCGUCCACGUCAAGGCACGAUAUAUAUCCGCCGCAUCACCGCCGGAUCAGAAUAAAAUUGAGAUUGUCUGCAGUGGUUGGAACGGACUAAAGGUGCACUGCCAAGGUCGGACAUGGGAGCUUGCAAAGGGAGAUACGUUCACGUCGGAGACAGAGUCAGCCGAUAUCAUGAUUGAUGUGCAGGACGCUCGUGUCCUGAUACAAUGGCCCAAGAGGGCUGAUAGCUUGGGAAAUCUAUCAGAUUCGUCCUGGGAGGAUUCACCGACACGUCCAAGAGCGGCUAGGAAUGGCGCUGGAAGCUUACAAUCCAGCCCGUUGCGUCGGCAAAGGCGAAUGGUCUCCCCGGAGUCGCCGACCCAGAAGUUUGCUACCAGCCUAGGCUCGCUCGCCGCUCUGUCUAACGACCGGAUCAAAAUAUAUGAGGACCCGAGCAGUGAAGACGAGCAAGAGCUUCCCAAGCUGCCGUUAGAGGACGCCAACGCAAGCUUCAUGACCGAAGCCACUAACAAGAGCUAUUCGAGUGAUCUCAGCGAUCCUGAGGAUGAUGAUCUGGAAAAUGACCCUAAUGAGGAGAACGAUCCUAUCGUGCAUUCUUUUGGUCCCUUCGGUGCAAACCUGUCUGAUCGCAUGGCCUCCAUUUUCGCGGGUAGCCCUACCAAGGUCUCCCGGCCGUCGCCGCAUGCUGCACGCCGACCCCUCGCCAACAGCAAAGGAACGACUGCAGUCACUGCUGCUGCAGGUGCAUUAUCCACCGCCAUUGUUUUCACUGGAGCAUCUCGGAAAACUCAGCGCGCAUCAUCACCCAGCCCGGCUCAGGCCAGGGCCAGCAGCAAGCGCACAGAGACCACCCCGGCACCCGGCAGCAGCAGAGGGACACCCGCUCCUGCUGCCGAGCCGGCAUUAGACCUAUCCGCCUUUGACGUGCCGACCAUCACCAACCACGUUGUUAACCAGCUUGCUUACUCACGGCUGCAGUCAACACCCCUUUCAGCCAUCCUGAGCCAUCUGCCUGCCGAUGUCAAGCGGGAUAGCAAGCUGGGCAAGAACGUGCUACGCCACAUCAUAGAAGAACAGAUCGCAUGCGUUGGCACCAUCCCGAGGCAAGGCAAGGAUGCUGCCGGCAAGCCUCUCGAGAGCGAGUACUAUUACAUGCCAGAGAAGGAUGAGGAUGAAUUCCGCAGACUUGCGGUCACUGACGGCAUGCGGAAGCCGAGCUUGAGGGCUUGUAGGAAGCAACACAAGCAAUACUAUUGGAAACGGCCUAAGACUCCUUGA
This is a messenger RNA of Pyricularia pennisetigena, 1659 nucleotides long. RefSeq lists its product as uncharacterized. The transcript is spliced from 2 exons. The record is from RefSeq and is a predicted model, not a curated record. NCBI's taxonomy places the organism in Eukaryota, Fungi, Ascomycota, Sordariomycetes, Magnaporthales, Pyriculariaceae. Bases 1 to 1659 code for a protein of 552 amino acids. Gene Ontology annotation, molecular function: protein binding.